AUGGUGCAACCUGUUAUGGAAAUUGUUAUAACGGAAAUUGGCGAUCACACAAUUGACGACGUCUCCACUCAAGAUGGCAAAGAUUGGCUGGAAGCGUUUCGCUUGGGAGCAGAAACAAUCCCCGGAGCUGUGCGAGCCAGCUGGGGUCGAAGCUACAAAUACCCGAAUAUAGCAAUGCAUUUCAUUGAUUACCAAACUCGCCGUCAGCACGAUGUCCAUAAGCAGGAACUCGGUGGCGCCGUCCCCAAGGCACUGUGGCACAUCAUGGACAAAGAGAAGACGGAUUUAUACGUAAUUAGUCCAAACACGCCGGACAGGAGAGUACUCUAUGCUCCCCAGACAAAUGUUGUAUUCUUCUGGGGAAUCGACGAAGAUGCGUUCAGAUCAAAGCAAGAUGAGUUUUUCACUGCAAUCGAGCAGUCAGAUUCGUGCGUUGGUUACAUAUGGGGAGAGAUCCAGCAGCCCGUGCUUUCCGACAAAAGAGGAUACGCUGCGCUUGGUAAAGGAGGAGUGAUGAUCAGCGGAUGGAAGAGUCGCGAAGAGCACGACAGAGACGUCGCAAAACCCAGGGUUACGGAGGCUUAUGAAGCAAUUUCUGCGACCGUGAAAAGGACUGAUACUUGGGGAAUGCAGACAUCGAUUGUGGAAAACAAUGGUCACUUUCACAAGUGGCAACGACUCACCAACACCGACCUCACAAAGCUGGACCACGCCAAACGACCAAUUGCAUAA
Molecule: messenger RNA, 732 nt
Organism: Trichoderma atroviride IMI 206040
Lineage: Eukaryota; Fungi; Ascomycota; Sordariomycetes; Hypocreales; Hypocreaceae
Source: RefSeq, a predicted model, not a curated record